AACAGAUAGAGUAGGAUAUUUACUCUCGUUAGAGCGUUCAAGGAAUGCUUCUUUGGGACUCGAGCCGUCGGGAAGUUGUUGUCCGAGAGCCGAGUCCUAUGCCGCCCGCUCAGCAGUCUCUCACCGUGCGCCCCUCCUCCCCCAGGGUCUGGGGGAAUUCUUUGGAGAGCAAAUCAGGAAAUUACUUAUCAUUCGGAACCAGUGGAGAGUUAUGAGUGCUUGCCUGCUGACACGAAGGGCUUUUGAACCAAAACGUCUGCACGCACUAUAAUUUAAAGGCUUCAGAUACUGGAAGGUCUUGGGAUCCAUAGCCAAAGAUGUUUGUCUUGCUCUAUGUUACAAGUUUUGUCAUCUGGGCAAGUGGACAACCUCGGGGUAAUCAGUUCAAAGGAGAAAGUCACUCCCCGAGGUAUAUCUGUAGUAUACCUGGCUUGCCUGGGCCUCCUGGUCCCCCAGGAGCUAAUGGAUCACCUGGGCCACACGGGCGUAUUGGCCUUCCAGGAAGAGAUGGUAGAGAUGGCAGGAAAGGUGAAAAAGGUGAAAAGGGGACCGCAGGUUUAAGAGGCAAGGCUGGACCUAUAGGACCAACUGGAGAGAAAGGGGACCAAGGAGAGACUGGGAAAAAGGGGCCCGUAGGACCGGCCGGAGACAAAGGAGAUGUCGGUCCGGUGGGAUUUCCUGGACCAAAGGGAGACCGAGGAGACCAAGGCGAUCGAGGGGCUCCUGGGGUCUGCAGGUGUGGGGGCAUCGUGCUCAAAUCUGCCUUUUCUGUCGGCAUCACCACCAGUUACCCAGAAGAAAGAUUACCCAUCGUGUUCAAUAAGGUCCUUUUCAAUGAAGGGGAGCACUACAAUCCCUCAACGGGAAAGUUCAUCUGUGCAUUUCCAGGAAUCUAUUACUUCUCUUAUGACAUCACGUUAGCCAAUAAACAUCUGGCCAUUGGGCUGGUCCAUAAUGGACAAUUCAAGAUAAAAACUUUCGACGCUAACACGGGGAACCACGAUGUUGCCUCUGGCUCCACGGUGAUCUACCUUCAACCAGAAGAUGAAGUCUGGCUGGAGAUCUUCUUCACAGACCAAAAUGGCCUUUUCUCAGAUCCAAGUUGGGCAGACAGUUUAUUUUCUGGCUUUCUCUUAUAUGUUGACACAGAUUACCUUGACUCCUUAUCCGAGGAGGAGGACUUAUGAAAAUGACUGAAAAUCUGGAAAUUUCCCUCCCUCAUCAUGCAAACUGAGAUAAAAUCUCAUCUGGGAGCAAAAGCUGGUAGAACUGCACUGCCAUGAAAUAAAGGAACUACUAAAGGAGGAAACCAUGGAUGUUUGCAAUAGAAUCCAUUGAAGAAAGAGGCUGUACCAAACAGCUGGGACCACACAGAAUGAAUUAUGUAAAACAAUAACCCCAGAUAUGAAUUCCCUUGAAAGCAAUGUUCAUAAAUAUUUAAACAAAUUAAAGAUAAUGUCAACAAAUUUUAUAUUAAAUACAUUGAGUGAUAAAACCAGCUGGCAGUAGUAUUGUCUUAUUAAGCUUGUUGGAAUUACUUGUUUUUAUCAGUUACUUAAAAGAAUCAUAACAUGAGAGUGCAAUGUCUUGGGUAAUUCUCAGAAGGCAAAAAUACAUGUCAAAAACAAAAGAUAAGAGACAUGAAGCAUUUUCUACAAUGCAAAGUGGCAAGUUCAAAACUGCCAGUACAAAUACUCCUGAGCUCUAUUCUAAAGUCUAAUGGGAGGAAGAUCAUUUCGCCAUUUUGUCUCACACUAACUAAAAUCGGCAGUGCUACUUUCCAUUUGGGUGAGAUUAGAUUCCUGAAUCUAGGAUUUGGGGAUAAGGGGGGGUCAGUUUACUGAAAUCAGUUCCCCUAAAGCAUGAUGAAACGAAGGACCUGUUUUCCCUGAGAUUUCUUAAAAUAAAGGCAAUCCUGCAACUUAAUCAUUAAUUCUUCCUCUGUGUUAAUUUGAGCCUCCAGUUCAACCCUGAACAAAGUCUACCAGUUUAAUCAAAAUCCUUUUUCAGCCAUAUACUUCUUUUCCUUUUUCACUUUUUUUCCACUGGCAGAAACUAUUUUUAUUCUACUCCCCUGCAAACACCAGCCAAUCAGGUCAUCAAUUCCCUUCUCCCACCACCAUUCCCUUGGGUCACAUUAAUAAUGUUUCCAUUUUUCCUCACUCCCAGAGAUAUUUGUGCUAUUCAGCUCCCUCAUCUACUUCCUCUCUAUUCAUCAUUUCCUUUAAUUUUCCCAUUUGUAUUUGUUUUCCUUUUUCCCUUCCAGUCUCUCCUGUUAUCCAAAUAAGUUUCCUUUGGAAACCAGUUCCCUCUUCUGACUUCUUUCUUCCAUUCUCUUCCACUCCCAAAUAUUCAUACUCUGUAUGCCUCAUUUUUCUAAUUCAGGUCAAGAAUUCUGGUAGAUGGGAAAUGGAGAUCUAGCUAGAAGAAAAUUUGAGGGAUCACCUAUGUUUAGUUAACAGUUGAACCCUUGGGGAUAGAUAAGGCAAUUUCUCCGAGACUUCUUGAAAGAAAAUCUCAGAGGACUGAGUCCUCAGGACAACCACAGCCAUCAGGAUAUGGAACUUCAAGAGGCACUGCUAAGACUUAAUCAAGAAAGUCGAUGGAAAGGAAAUAAUAAUAAUAUCUGACAUUUUUGAUAGCACCUUAUGAGAUUUGCAAAGUAUUUUAUGUACACUAACCAGUUUGGCUGAGAAAUCACAGAACCAUGGGAGAAUUUUCAAGCCAAAAGAGACUUUAGAGAUCAUCUAGUUGGAUUUCUUCAUUUUUACAAAGAGGAAGAUGAGAAUCAAAAAUAUGAAAAGAGUUUCCCAAUCAGUCAGCUCAAAAGCAAUAGGAGGACCUAAGGAUUCUGGUCCACUGCCUGGGGUCCAUUCCCACAACCUUCUUUACUAUAAGAUACUCAGUGCGCUUGAUAUGUAUGCAUACAAAUGUGUAUGCAGUAUAAUUAUAUAUGUAUAUUAUAUAUGUACAUUUAUACAUAAUGCCCACAUAUUGUAUUAUCAUGUAUAUAAUUUUAAUUUAUCUUUAUUGUAAUUUGCUAAUGCCUUUUUUUGUUACUCAAAGCUAUUUAAAAAAACACAUUUGUUCCAAAGGCUACUUCAUUCAUUUUCAAGUUCAAGUUUCUUUUGCUAGUUGUUAAUUCAGAGGUACACUUUGUUUUGAGAAAUCUGGGGGUAGGGGGGGAGGAAGCUAUUUCAGUUUUUAAAUAAAGGAAAAUGUUUUGUGCUUUUUCUACAAAAGAAUUCCAAAGCACCUUUUUCUCUGUGCUCAAAAGAAAAAAUUAACCCAGUGAAAGAGAUUUUAAUUAAAAAAAAUACUCAGUCAUAA
Messenger RNA from Antechinus flavipes (yellow-footed antechinus), 3330 nucleotides. RefSeq names its product C1q and TNF related 7 (gene C1QTNF7). Bases 318 to 1187 code for a protein of 289 amino acids. Gene Ontology annotation, molecular function: protein binding. The transcript is spliced from 3 exons. Lineage: Eukaryota; Metazoa; Chordata; Mammalia; Dasyuromorphia; Dasyuridae. The record is from RefSeq and is a predicted model, not a curated record.